This is a messenger RNA of Naegleria gruberi, 678 nucleotides long. RefSeq lists its product as uncharacterized. Bases 1 to 678 code for a protein of 225 amino acids. The transcript is spliced from 2 exons. NCBI's taxonomy places the organism in Eukaryota, Heterolobosea, Eutetramitea, Acrasida, Naegleriidae. The record is from RefSeq and is a predicted model, not a curated record.
AUGACAUCAUUACAUCGUUCAGCCUUGCGUGAUAUUACCAACACAUCAUCAUCACUUAAUGCUAGUACACUAGGUUCUAACAAUAACAGUGGAUUAAAAUCCAUACUAAUCUCCAACAAUAAGAAUGGUCCAAGAGAUUCCAUAAAAUCAACAACAUCAAAUACAUCAUCCAUUCUAUCUACUAGUAUGAUCAUAGGUGGUGGUGAUAGACUUAAUUCUUCUACAAUAACCUCCUCUGCUGCUGCUUCUAAUCAACAACAAUCAUUUAAUUUUAAUCACAUGAUUAAUGCACUAGUUGAAUUCUUCUCUAAUGAAAAUCUAGGUAUUGAUAUUAGUAUGAAAACAUUCCGUGAAGGUGAUUCAUCCAAGUUGAGAUUCUACUUGAAUCAUUUAUUUAAACAAAUUGAUAUGAAUUUAUGUGUUACCUUUCCAACUCAUAGUGAAAUGAAGAAGGCUAAUCAACAAUCUAAUUCUUCUAAUAACAAUUCUAAUUCUUCUAAUAAUAAUAAUACAACUAUUAAUAGACAUUCAAUGGUAUCAGGUUUAAAUGAAGAAUUAGUGAUGGAACUUGUAGAGUUUUUUAAAAUUCCAGUUUCACUUAAUAAGAGACAUUUUAGUAUAACACCACAAUCUAAUAGAAAUUGGCAAAAAAUGAUACAACAGGUACAAAUACAAUAA